UUAUGUAUAUUGGUCAACCCUAACCAGAUGAGAAAUCAGAAAUUCCUCCCCUCAACAAUCAACUACGACCCUUCGCUGUCUAUCUCUCUCUCUCUCAAAUCCGUCAACCACCGUAGACCUGCCGCCGACCACCGCAACCGCCCGACGUCCCUGGUAUUACCUGACCCCGUGUGUCGCUGCCUCAUCUUGCUGACCGGUGAAGACAACAUCGACCAUCCCGUCGCCCAAUGCCCCUGUAAGUAUAUUCAUUUAAUGGCUCCAAAAGCUCGUAAAGAGUUUUUUUAUCAUCAACUAGAAGUGCUACGAGUAAAAGAAAAGUUGAUUCCACAAAAAAUCAAUUGUCGUCGACGUCAAGCGCUCUAA
Messenger RNA from Striga asiatica, 363 nucleotides. The record is from the annotation of a GenBank genome assembly. NCBI's taxonomy places the organism in Eukaryota, Viridiplantae, Streptophyta, Magnoliopsida, Lamiales, Orobanchaceae.